Molecule: messenger RNA, 2023 nt
Organism: Brassica napus (rape)
Lineage: Eukaryota; Viridiplantae; Streptophyta; Magnoliopsida; Brassicales; Brassicaceae
Product: early nodulin-like protein 3
Exons: 2
Coding region: 945-1514 (189 amino acids)
Cellular component (GO): plasma membrane
Molecular function (GO): electron transfer activity
Source: RefSeq, a predicted model, not a curated record
UCUUGUUAUACAAAAAGUGUCACUUUACAAUUUCAAUGCAAAUUAUACUUAUUUUCAGCUGAAAAUUAAUUGCAACUGCAUUGAUUUUAUAAAUAAUUUUAUUUAUCUCAAAUAAUAUGUCAGAUAGGUGUAAUUAAUAACAAUUUACAUAUAUUUCAGCAACUUUCGUAAUCUUUGUGGAAAAUGUCAUAAUGACAUUUAUUCAGAAACAGAGAUAGUAUGUUUUAAAAAAUAUCAUUUUAACAUUUUUUCUUGUUAGAAAAAUGUCAUUUUAGAAUUCUAAUGCAAUUUAUACUUUUUUUAUAUUAAUUGCAAAUUGCAUUGAUCUAUUUAUGAAAUUCAUACAAAAAUAUAAGUAUGUGAAAAUGUCAAAGCGACACUUUUUAUGAAAUUGAGAAAGUAUAUUUUAACAAUAUUUUUAAUGUAUUUGUAAAUUAUAUUCCUAGCUUUUAAUAUCUCUCAUUAAUAAAAUUAUCACACAUAUAUGGAAACUUAGUAUAUUUCAAAAAGUGGAUCUGUUUUUUUUUGGUAAAUUCUUUAAAAGAAAUUAAUUAGCUGGUUUGGUAAUUUUGCAAACAAAUUAAAUGUUAUUGAAAACAGUCAAACACUAUAUUUAGUACAAAUAACUCAUGGCAAUCUACUAAAAAUUUCAAACCAAAAAUUUCGUGUCAGUUUCUAAAUUCACUAAUAUAUUUUGUAAAAACUGUCAUUGACUUACCAAAUCAGAGGAAGAUUACACUUUAAUAUUAAUCAAGACCAUAUUUAUUUCAAGCUUGGUUCGGAUCUCCCGAACCCAAGCAAAAACUCGGUUAAGCUCCAACCCACAAUGGCUAUAUAAACAGCAUCCACCACAUCCAAGUAUCUUUACAUUUGUGCUAAACAAAAACAAAAGAGAGACAAACUCCAAACACCAAAGAGUUGUUUGUUCUAAAAAAGUCAAGAAAAUGGGAAUCAUAGUUCCAGUAUUGACCCUUGUUUUCCUCUUGCUUACCACAAUGAGCCAUGCUGCCUUCAAACCGAGGAUGAUUCUGGUUGGUGGAUAUGUUGGGGCGUGGAAGGUUCCAGAUUCUCCCAGCAACACUCUCAAUCACUGGGCUGAGGCAAAUCGUUUCAAAGUCGGCGACGUUCUUGUGUGGAAUUAUGACGCGAAAGUGGAUUCGGUGUUACAAGUGACAAAAGAAGAUUACGAUAGUUGUAACACAGCAAAGCCCUUGAAGCAGUUCAAUGAUGGAGACACAAAGUUCAAGCUAGACAACUCAGGAGCUUACUUCUUCAUCAGUGGUGCUCCUGGAAGCUGCACUAAAGGCGAGAAGAUUCAUCUUGUUGUUUUGGCUGAACGCAGUAAUCCUGGUGGCGGUAGCGGUGAGGGUGGCAGUCCUGUGGUUUCUCCUGUUAGUAGUCCACCGGCGCUUUCAAGUCACGCUCCAGCUCCAGCUCCAAACGCUGCGGUUGGAUUGAAGGUUGGAAGCGGUUUGUUCUUGACCGCGUUUGCGAUUGGUUUGGCUAUGGCUUAGAGGCAUUGAUCGAGAGAAUGCAGCGUUAUCGUUUUCAAUCUUUUUAGCAAGAUUUAUUAUUUGUCUUUUUUCAUGUUGUUAAAGUUUCAAAUCUUUUUUAGCAAGAUUUAUGUGCGUUUUUCAAUAAAAAGGAUGUUUAUCACUCUCAAAAGUCUAUUCUUGUGAUUUGAAUCUUAAUUUAAUAUCUGAACGUUUUUACUAAUAAUCUCAACAUGGGAACGAAACUGAAAAUGUUUAAACAAGAACAGUUAUGCAAUGAGCUAAGAGAAACUCUAUUUCAUAAAACUUUAGAGGAGUUCUCAAAAAUAUAAACAGGCUAUGAAUUAGUCACAAAAUUCUCAAAGUUUUCAUUUGACAUCAUUCUCUCAAAGUUUUCAUUUGACAAAUUACCUCUAUUAGUCUAAUGGGCUAUUUAUUCAAUGACUUUACAUACAAGGCCUUGUAGUCAAUAACAAACGGCAUACAGUCUGUCUCACCAACAGGAAAAUACAACCCGCCGCUUUAUCACC